Brachypodium distachyon (stiff brome) is the source of this 1676-nucleotide messenger RNA. Its product is annotated as serine/threonine-protein kinase AFC1. The record is from RefSeq and is a predicted model, not a curated record. Gene Ontology annotation, cellular component: nucleus. The transcript is spliced from 12 exons. NCBI's taxonomy places the organism in Eukaryota, Viridiplantae, Streptophyta, Magnoliopsida, Poales, Poaceae. Gene Ontology annotation, biological process: protein phosphorylation. Bases 108 to 1382 code for a protein of 424 amino acids. Gene Ontology annotation, molecular function: ATP binding; protein kinase activity.
AACCGAACCAGAUACCUUUACCUACCGAGCCUCCACUUUCCCCUUCGCGCGUUCCCCUUUCACGCUGUCCAAAUUCCCCAAUUCGAAACUCGCGCAGCGAUUGAAUCAUGGCGACAAAGUGCGCCGCCGCGGCCGAUCUGCCCACCGGCCGCCCCCGCAAGCGGGCUCGGCUUGGCUGGGAUGUGGCGCCAGCGACCAAGGCUCAGAUAACAUUUUGUGGGCAAGAAGUUGGCGAUAUGACCAGCCUGGUAUUGUCAUCACAUCCUCCGGACCGUACUUGCUCGUCUCUGCUCUCAAAGGGUGUGGCUCGAAAUGCUUCCCCUCCUUGGAGAGAAGAUGAUAAAGAUGGCCAUUACGUAUUUGCUGUUGGAGAGAAUUUGACCUCUCGCUACAAAAUAUUCAGAAAGAUGGGCGAAGGUACUUUUGGUCAGGUACUGGAAUGUUGGGACAGAGAAAGGAAAGAAAUGGUAGCUAUUAAAGUUGUUCGUGCUGUAAAGAAAUACAGUGAUGCAGCAAUGAUAGAGAUUGAUGUGCUGCAGAAGCUUGCAAGAAAUGAUGCUGCCGGAAAACACUGUGUGCAAAUACGGAACUGGUUUGACUAUCGUAACCAUAUUUGUAUUGUCUGCGAGAAGCUUGGCCCAAGCUUAUAUGACUUUCUGCGGAAAAGUGGCUACCACCCAUUUCCAAUCGACCUAGUUCGCGAGCUUGGAGAGCAACUUUUGGAAUCUGUUGCAUUUAUGCAUGACCUGCAGUUAAUUCAUACGGAUCUUAAACCAGAGAAUAUCCUCCUUGUUUCUUCAGAGCAUACUAAAUUACCUGAGAACAAGGAUGGAUCAUUCUCGAGGAAACUGCCAAAAUCUAGCGCCAUCAAGUUAAUCGACUUUGGUAGCACAACAUAUGAUCACCAAGACUGUAGCUACGUUGUCUCUACUAGGCACUACCGCGCUCCUGAGGUUAUUUUGGGGCAUCGAUGGAGCUAUCCAUGUGACAUAUGGAGCAUUGGUUGUAUACUCGUUGAGCUUUGCUCGGGUGAGACAUUAUUCCAGACCCAUGAGAACUUGGAACACUUGGCGAUGAUGGAGAGGGUUCUAGGUCCUCUCCCACGGCACAUGCUGGAAAGAGCAGACCACCAAGCGGAGAAGUACAUGAGAAGAGGAAGGUUGAACUGGCCAGAAGGAGCAACAACUAGAGAGAGCAUUAGAGCUGUUCUCAAACUGCCUCGCCUCCAGAACCUCGUGAUGCAGAAUGUGGAUCACUCUGCUGGGGAUUUGAUUAGUCUGCUGCAGGGCCUUCUGGCGUACGAACCUUCGGAUAGGCUGACCGCUCAAGAAGCGUUGAACCAUCGUUUCUUCACAAGGCACCGCGAAAGGCGUUCACUAUGACCAACGCUGUUAUACAUACAUACACAUACAUGCGAGAUGCUAACGGCUGACCCAAAUGCUGACGGGAUUGGCGGUGCAUUCCUUUGAAACUAGAAGGAGUUGCAGGCAGGAAAUAGUACAAGCUUGAGAAUCCCAAUGCUCCCUGGGUAUGAAACAGGGACCAUUAGCCAACCCAGUUAAGAAUGGAAACAUUAUGUGUUGUGAUUUUAUUUGUAGGCGAAAAAUGUAGAACUCUCUUGUUGUAUUACACCUGUUACAGAAUACAGUACACGAUCAAUCACCAAUCAGACGGCA